ACAUUCUCCUAUUUGGAAGCCGUCCCUUUUGGGCAGGAGAACUGAAUCAGGAAUCUUCAGAGCAGUAUUCUAAAAGCUGAUCCGAGUUUCGACUAACCUCCUUGGCCUUCAUUGUCCUUGGAAGCUAAAGAUUUUGUUAAGCGGUUAUUGUACAAAGACCCACGGAAAAGAAUGACUGCCUCUCAAGCUUUGAUGCAUCCUUGGAUCGCUGGUUGUAUAAAGAACAUGAGCAUCCCAUUUGAUAUUCUGAUCUUCAAGCAGAUCAAAGCAUACUUGAAAUCUUCUUCUUUGCGCAAAGCUGCUUUGAUGGCUCUGUCAAAGACGUUAAUUACAGAUGAAGUUCUUUAUCUGAAAGCACAGUUUGCACUCUUAGCACCCAAUAUAAAUGGUCUCAUCACUUUGGAUAACAUCGCAUCGGCACUUGCUAUAAACGCAACAGAAGUAAUGAAGGAAUCACGCAUCCCUGACUUUGUUGCAUUGUUAAAUGGACUUCAAAACAAAGGGAUGGACUUUGAAGAGUUUUGCGCAGCUUCCAUUAGUGUUCAUCAGCAUGAGUCACUUGACUGCUGGGAGCAGAGCGUUCACCAUGCCUAUGAGCUCUUUGACAUGAACGGGAACAGAGUUAUAGUCAUUGAAGAACUCGCUUCCGAACUAGGUUUUGGAUCAUCUGUCCCAGUACAUACCAUUCUACAUGACUGGAUAAGGCAUACUGACGGAAAGCUAAGCUUCUUGGGUUUUGUCAAAGUGUUACACGGUGUCUCUACUCGACAGCCUUUAGCUAAAACAAGAUGAGCAAUAUCUAUAGAGCAAGGUAACAACAAGCAUACUAUGGAAUGGAUGUCAAGACCUUUACUGAUCUUGUUACUGAACUAGAAAAUGGAACUGUAUUAAAGACACAUUCCCAUGUUUAUAAUGCAAAAGUUCCAACAUAAGAAAGAGUACUAGGCCUCGAAAGUUGUAAUACAAUAGUGAUGUUGAUCCAGAUAAUGGCAAUAGAGGUUAAGAAACCUUCAUCUA
Messenger RNA from Brassica napus (rape), 1017 nucleotides. Its product is annotated as CDPK-related kinase 2. The transcript has 6 exons. The record is from RefSeq and is a predicted model, not a curated record. The coding region runs from base 172 to 792 and encodes 206 amino acids. NCBI's taxonomy places the organism in Eukaryota, Viridiplantae, Streptophyta, Magnoliopsida, Brassicales, Brassicaceae.